AUGGCGAGCCGCCCCUGCCAGCAGCUCCCUAACCUUCAGGCCACUCCCUGUCUCCUGCCUCCAGGGUUUGCCUUCCCAGACUGGGCCUACAAGCCGGAGUCGUCCCCUGGCUCGAGGCAGAUCCAGCUGUGGCACUUCAUCCUGGAGCUACUGCAGAAGGAGGAGUAUCAGGGCGUCAUCGCCUGGCAGGGGGACUACGGGGAGUUCGUCAUCAAGGACCCCGAUGAGGUGGCCCGCCUCUGGGGCAUCCGCAAGUGCAAGCCCCACAUGAACUAUGACAAGCUGAGCCGGGCCCUGCGCUAUUACUACAACAAGCGCAUUCUCCACAAGACCAAAGGGAAGAGGUUCACAUACAAGUUCAACUUCAGCAAAGUUGUCCUUGUCAAUUACCCGCUGUUGGACGUCGCCGCAGCCGCCGCCGCAGCCGCCACCACUCCAGGCUCCCCGCUCUUGCUGACCCCUGGUCCCUUUGCGGGAGCGCCUGGGCCAGAUGCUCCACCCUUGACCCCUGAGACCCUGCAGAACCUCUUCUCUACCCCACGCCUAGGAGAGCCAGGGGCUCGGACACCCCUAUUUGCACCAGAGACGGAUAAACUGCGUUUGGACAGCUCCUUCCCAUUUCUGGGUUCCGCAAUGCCAGUACAAGGGACACAGAAGCUGGGAGAGCGAGCUCAGCGGUGA
This is a messenger RNA of Acomys russatus (golden spiny mouse), 681 nucleotides long. Its product is annotated as ETS domain-containing transcription factor ERF-like. Gene Ontology annotation, cellular component: nucleus. Gene Ontology annotation, molecular function: sequence-specific DNA binding; DNA-binding transcription factor activity, RNA polymerase II-specific. The coding region runs from base 1 to 681 and encodes 226 amino acids. NCBI's taxonomy places the organism in Eukaryota, Metazoa, Chordata, Mammalia, Rodentia, Muridae. The transcript has 5 exons. Gene Ontology annotation, biological process: regulation of transcription by RNA polymerase II; cell differentiation. The record is from RefSeq and is a predicted model, not a curated record.